This is a messenger RNA of Entelurus aequoreus (snake pipefish), 4323 nucleotides long. It is a transcript of the gene nktr, whose product is annotated as natural killer cell triggering receptor. The coding region runs from base 157 to 4218 and encodes 1353 amino acids. Lineage: Eukaryota; Metazoa; Chordata; Actinopteri; Syngnathiformes; Syngnathidae. Gene Ontology annotation, cellular component: nucleus. The transcript has 17 exons. Gene Ontology annotation, molecular function: peptidyl-prolyl cis-trans isomerase activity. Gene Ontology annotation, biological process: protein folding; protein peptidyl-prolyl isomerization. The record is from RefSeq and is a predicted model, not a curated record.
GUACGGAAAGCCAAGAAGGACAGCGCCAGUACCCGGAUGUAGCAUCACGUUGCUAACAGGAGUUAGCAGUAAGCUAGCUGUCCUGUCGGCCUUCGGUGACUAGUUGUCCGUUUACUCUUCACACGCAGGUUGGUGGUCACCUAGACUUUGAUCAGAAUGGGGGUGAAGGACCGCCCUCAGUGUUACUUUGACGUGGAGCUCAAUCGCGAGCCAGUUGGGCGAAUUGUCUUUCAACUUUUUUCCGACGUUUGUCCCAAGACCAGCAAGAACUUUCUCUCUUUGUGCACUGGUGAAAAGGGAACAGGCAAAGUGGCAGGAAAAAAGCUGUGCUACAAAGGCUCCACAUUUCACAGAGUUGUAAAGAACUUUAUGAUCCAAGGAGGCGACUUCACUGACGGAAAUGGAAGAGGAGGAGAGUCCAUAUAUGGUGGCUACUUUGAAGAUGAGAAUUUCACUCUCAAACACGACCGCGCCUUCCUGUUGUCCAUGGCCAACCGUGGGAAAGACACCAACGGUUCACAGUUUUUCAUCACCACAAAGAUGGCGCCUCAUCUCGAUGGAGUCCACGUCGUCUUCGGUCUCGUCAUCUCCGGCUUUGAGGUGAUCAAAAAGAUCGAGGGGCUGAAGACGGACUCGGCGAGCCGACCGUACGCCGACGUGAGAGUGGUGGACUGUGGACAGCUGAUUACCAAGUCGGCUAACGAUGUCCUUGAAGGCAAAAGGAUGAGAGCUUCUCGUUCUGCGGACUCCUCCCUCAAUUCCGUGGACACUUCAUCCCAGAGAUCCACCUCCAUGGAGUCUGACAGCUCGGAAAAGCCCCAAUGUCGUAAGAAUAAGAGACCUGGCAAAAGUAGGAGGCCCAAAAAGAGGAGGAGGCUGACAAAGAGGGAGAAUGAUGUUGACAUUGAAUCUUCCAAACAAAGCUCACACAAGCCUUUAAAAGAAGAAAUGGGAGACGCCGAUGCGGAAGGAGAGAAAGACCAAGUUGGGAAGAGAGAAAAGCCAGUAGUUCGACCAGAGGAGAUCCCGCCUGUGCCCGAGAACCGCUUUCUGCUCCGACGGGAUGUUCCAGGCCAGGAGAUCAAAGCAGAGAUUGUUGAGAAACAAGAAGCUGCUCUCCCAGCGGAACAGAUGCCUGCGGUCUCAAAGUCUGGACGCAAGAUCAGAGGCAGAGGAACAAUCAGGUAUCACACUCCCACCAGGUCUAAAUCUCGGUCCGCUUCAGUGGAAGAGCGUGGCAGCAGUGAAACUCCGCCCCACUGGAAGGAGGAGAUGAUGCGGACUAAAGCCUAUCAACCUCCCAGUGUGGAGAGAUGGAGCAAAGGGGACCGAUGGGACGACCGAAGCGACUCUGCGUGGUCCAGGUCGUCUGAGCGCUCAUCCGACCGCAGCUCUGAGCGGUCCAGCCCACAGCGCCAACCUAAGAAGGAGAAGAAGAAAGGCAAACACAAAAAGAAGGUGAAAAAACAUAAACAUGGCAAGAAGAAGAGUUCCAAGAGCAAACCUCAAGAGGUUGUUACGUCAGAGGCGGAAAGGUGGCCAUCUUCAAGAAGGUCCAAAUCCAGAACCUCCCGCUCUCCAUCUCGUUCCACUUCAAGUCAGCGUUACGCCAGACGUCAGUCCUCUGUGUCGCGAUCUUACUCCAGAUCCCGGAUAUCCAGUCGAUCUAGAUCCCGGGCGAAGUCUUAUAAAAGAUCCAGAUCUUAUUCAAGAUCGAGGAGCCUGUCUCAGUCUAGAAGCCGUUCUCAGACUCGAUCUAGAUCACGUUCCUAUUCUCGAUCCAGGUCCAGAUCAAGGUCCAGACAUGGGUCCAGGUCAGUGAGUUCAAACAGGAGGAAGAGUUUAUCCAGAUCUCCAAGAAAGCGGAAAUCCAUCAAGUCCAAAGCAGACGCCACAGCAGGAAAGAUAUCUGAGGGUAAAGUCACAUCGUCCUCUAGACUCCCGACUGUAUCGCCUUUAGAAAGUGUCCCUGUGAUCCCCAUGAGCGACAGUCCUCCCCCGUCUCGCUGGAAGCCAGGUCAAAAGCCCUGGAAGCCUUCCUACAUCCAUAUUCAUGAAAGCAAAGCCCAAAUAUCUUCACAGAAUAUUUCCUCCACGGAACAAACAGUUGAAGAGAAAGCCCCGAGUUCAGUUCUGGAAAAUCGUCUGACUGGUGACGCAGAAGUCGAUGGAGCACACAAACCCACACAGGACUCACCCAGCAGGUCCUCCAGAAGCAAGUCCCGCAGCCGUUCAUACAGUCGCUCUAAAAGCAGGAAUUCCAGCAAGUCCAGGUCCCGUCACAGCAGAUCUUCCACACCAAGCGAAUCAAACUUUAAACACUCACACAAGACAAGGAGCAGAAAGAAGAAAGCCACUGACAAGGAGUGGAAAAAGUAUUACAAUUCUCUGAAGAAAAUAAAGAAUAUAGACAAGCACUUUUCACUGUCCACCACUCAAGAAAUGGAAACAGGAACAGGCUGUGAGCCAAGUCCUGUUGACGUCUCCAAGGGAAUUAAUGAGCCGUGCAGUUCUCUGCAGGAAAAGACAAAAAACAGCAGCUCAGGGCUGGAGGAGGACUUGAAUAACAGGUCUGGAUGGGACAGCGAUAGUGAUAAAGUCAGCCUCAGCAACACUGCUAAUCUAACCAAACAUCAGAACCAAGCAUUCAGUAGCAUAUCGGACAAGAAGACUUCAGGCCUAACUGGGUGGAAUUCUGAUAGUGACCAAGAAACCAUAACCUGCAGGGCACUGGCUCUGUCUGAAAAAGAGGAAGGCGAAGCCAGCUCUGAAUCUGACUGUGAAACUUCCAAAAAGACCACUGAGGCCACGGCAGUUGAGGUUCCUGCAGCUUCUCAUCCGUCAGACGUCUGUCCACAGGAAGCUGAACAUGAGAAGCACAAGAGCAAGAAGAAGUCCAAACGGAAGCACAAACAUAAGAGCAGAGAGACCAAGACUGCUUCCCAUCAUGCAAAGGACAAGAGCAAACGAUCCAAGAAGAAACGUCAGAAGCUCAAAGAGACUUUUCACUGGCAGCCGCCUUUAGAGUUUGGAGAGGAGGACGAUGAAGAGGAAUCAAAGCGAGAGAGACGCAGCCCGAUGAGAGCUGCCAAUGAAGAAACCAAGGUGGACCUGAGGAGUGUUAAAGAGCCGCAUGUGACCUCUCUCAACAAGAACCCAAAUCCAGAAGAAAGCAGGGGGCAGCUGAGGGUGAAAGAACAUAACAAAAACUCCAAACUAUCUGAACCUCUUCAUCAGGCGUCCAACAGAAAUAGUUGUAACAAAGAGCAGCACUCUAUGGAGGACAUGGACAUUUGUACUCCUGAGCAUGAAACAGUCAUCGAAGCUUCAACUACACCUAAUUCCUUGAAUAAAACCCCUGAAAUAACUCUCAAAAACACUUCCCAUCUGCCUGCCAAAGCCAGUAAAGAUGCCCAACAUCAUCAGCUGCAAGGCCCAGAACAAUCUACCGUUACCGCGACAACAGCCCACGGACUCAAAGCUGAAGCGGAGCCGGGCAAACCUCCAGGCACCAAUGUUAGCUUCAAGUGGAGGCCUUUGAAAGGAACGUCUUCUCUGCAGAGCGUCAACACGGCCUUGCUGGAAGCCAAACACAUGCUAGUGCAGCAGAGCCCCUCGUCAAACGCGCAGGGAGUGAGGAUGGAGAUCAAGAGCACCAGCCGGGUGCGACCCGGUUCGCUCUUCGACGAAGUCCGCAAGACUGUGCGGCUCAACCGGAGGCCGAGGAACCAGGAGAGCUCCGGCGAGGACAGCUCCCCUUCUGUGGGAAUAACCGGGGAUGACUCCCCGAGGACGUCCAGGUCGGUCACCCGGCGAUCUCGCUCCGCUUCCAGCCAGCGCUCCCGCACAAGAGACUGGUCGCACUCCUACAGCAGGUCCAGGAGUCGAUCGCGGAGCUCCAGCUACUGCUCCAGGGAUCGCAGCAGAAGUCGAAGGAGACACGGCAGGGGACGCUCCCGCAGCAGCACAUACAGAAGUUACAGAAGUCACAGUCGGACGUACAGUAGGAGUCACUCCAGGAGUCGCUCCUAUUAUCACCGCAGCAGACGAUCCAGGUCCGAGUCCUCCGACAGCUAUUCCAGUCGUAGUCGCAGCGCGAGCAGGCGUCGAGGGCGGCGCCGGAGCAAAAGCUACAGGAGUUCGGACCGCAGAUCUCGGUCCUCACGCUCCUCCACUCGCAGUUCUUCACGUCGCAGUCACAGCAGUCGUUACAGCUGAGACUUGUCAGGUGGACUCUCUCUCUCUCUCUCUCUCUCUCUCUCUCUCUCUCUCUCUCUCUCUCUCUCUCUCUCUCUCUCUCUCUCUCUCUCUCUCUCUCUGUUA